AUGAACUCAUCGCUACCAACGUGCGCUGCCACUUCGACUCUUGACGUCAGUAAUCCAGAGAACACUGAACUCUCGGAGGGAACCUGCCAACAGUUCUUGCCGGAAGAAUGUAGCGUGUCAUUUCUACGUGGUCCUAGUCUGUGUCCAGUACCGAAUCCAGCUGUCGAUGCCAAUCCCUACAUGCAAUAUCAGUUCGCUGCUGGAGCUCAAAUGGCAUACUUCAAUUCCUUCAUGAAAGCAACACAGGGCAACAAAGAAUGCAGUGUAGCGCUUCGUUCCCAGCAACAACGGCGGAAGCCUCGUGUUCUGUUUACUCAACGACAAGUAAAUGAGUUGGAAGAGCGGUUCAAACGGCAGCGCUAUGUGACUGCCAGUGAAAGGGAAGAACUUGCUAAUCGUCUUGGUUUGAGCGCAACACAGGUGAGAUUCUUUUUCUCAAUCAUGCUGGAACCAGUACGAACUAGGAGCAAAAAGAAGACACUUCGACCUAAA
Messenger RNA from Ostertagia ostertagi, 492 nucleotides. Lineage: Eukaryota; Metazoa; Nematoda; Chromadorea; Rhabditida; Trichostrongylidae. The record is from the annotation of a GenBank genome assembly.